AUGUGCCACCCGCUCCCCGGCCGCACAACCUGCGUACACUCCAACACCGAGCUCAUACUAUGGGCCGUUCUACCACCACCGAGCGGCAGGGAAAGCAUGUCCUGUAUGGGUCUGCGCCUGACUGACUGGGGAAUCGAGUGGGUCCCCGCCGUUGCCGACCUUGAGCCGAACGAACUUGCCGCCCGACUGGCGCCCUGGUUUGAAGACUACGGACUCCAGCAGAUCGACUAUUUCGUCAACUAUACGCGCGGCGGUUCCCCGGGCACGUGUACGCGUCGAUGCAAUUGCGGCGGCCUUGGCCUUCCCCCACCGCUGUACGGCGCGACGCGGAGUCAGCCACUGGUCGGCCAAGGAGACAAGGAUGACGACGAGUCGUGGAUGGGCGUCGGACACCCCGCGCACCCCGACCACGCCGGGCCGACCAACAACAGCGGAAACAAGAUUCCCGUCAAGAAGAAAAUCAAGCGAGCGGGAACGAAGAAGAGGACCAGGCCAUAG
Messenger RNA from Vanrija pseudolonga, 498 nucleotides. RefSeq lists its product as uncharacterized. Lineage: Eukaryota; Fungi; Basidiomycota; Tremellomycetes; Trichosporonales; Trichosporonaceae. The transcript has 2 exons. The record is from RefSeq and is a predicted model, not a curated record. The coding region runs from base 1 to 498 and encodes 165 amino acids.